AACAAGUUCGGAUACGGCUAUUGAGUACUUUGAAUCUUACUUCUGUUUAUGUUCCCCUCGAUUUACAGUCAGAUUUUUAUGAUGGGGCUGUCUUUUGCGAAGCUGUUCAGUGGGCUUUCUGCGAAUUCUUAUGGUAGGUCUUUAUGCGGCUGGUGAGAUCGCCGUUCUGUAUAAACUCAAGCUUGAAGAGAUUGUGAGUACUAUUCCCAUAAUUGGGUGUAAGACUGUGGAGUAUAGAACAUCAACUUCACCGUUUUAAAUUUUCUUGAUUGCUUCGGCCCAGUACAGGAGCAUGGAAGGACAGGGAGGAGAGAUACGAUCUAGCGAGGAAGAGAAUCAUGGAGGAAAUGCAGCAGCAGGGACACCAUCCGUCGUGCAAAACGCGGCCGGAGAACGUGAAGUACAUUCGACAUCAUCCAAGGAUUCCAUCUUCAGAAUUCCAGGCUUGUUUAAAAUGCGUAAUAAACAGGCUUAUACGCCCUAUAAAUUCUCAAUUGGUCCCUGGCAUUUCGGCAAAACACAGGAGUUGCGCGCGGGACAAAAAUGGAAAGAGUCCUUUCUUGAACAACUCAUUAAUCAUUUCUCAGAUCCAGCAGCAAAGAAGAGAGAGUUGGAAGAAUCCAUCAAAAAUGUGUGUGACAAUGCUAGAGAAUGUUAUGUUUAUGAUGCGGGAAAAAAUAUGGAUGGGGCCAAAGAAGAAUUUGAGAACAUCUUGCUACUCGAUGGUUGCUUUAUUAUCGAGUUGUUGCGCAGGAGAAGUCAUCCGUUUCGUCUUUCAGGGGAUAAUUAUCAAUUUAUUUAUCACGACCUAUUAUUGCUAGAUAACCAAAUACCUUGGUUUGUGCUUGAGCUCUUGUUUAACAAGACCAAUGAUUACUCCGAUUGCCCGAAUCAAUCUUUGGUUGAGUUGGCCAUUGAAUUCUUUGGACCUGUUAUUCCCCCCUAUAAAAGUCAACGUCAACUGCAAAUUUCAAAUAUUUUACACCUGGUCGAUUUUGUGUGGUAUUUCUUGGUUGGCUCACGAACAAAGAAUAUGGAAGGCAUUUUUGAGUGGGGUUGUAGGUUAUCUAUUCCAUCUGCUACCAGACUCGAAGAGGCAGGAAUCAAAUUUCAGAAAAUCGAGUCAGAACACCCCUUGGAUGUAACAUUUGACAAAGGUGUCUUUAAAAUCCCAUGGUUGCGGAUUGAUCCACUGACAGAAACAAUUUUCAGGAACCUCAUCAUCUAUGAGCAAUGCUCUAAUUUUGCCCCACGUGUGACAUGGUAUGGCGUGCUCCUAGAUUGCCUGGUCAACACCUCAGAUGAUGUGGAUUUAUUGAGUAGAGAAGAAAUUUUUGAUAACAGGAUCAGCUCUGAGGAGACAGCUAAUUUCUUUAACAGGGUCUGUGAUAACGCUGUCAUGACUGGUUUCCGUUAUGCACAACUUUGCCAAGAUGUCAACGAUUAUUGCAAGCGGAGAUGGCCGACGUGGCGAGCUUCUUUGAUCCGGAACUAUUUUACUAAGCCAUGGGCUAUCGUUUCUGUAGUUUUUGCCACGAUCGUUUUACAUUUCACCAUCAUGCAGGUUUUCUAUAAGUAAUUUUUCUAGUACUUUUUAAGAUUAGCGAAGAUACUAUCCGUUGCUCUGUAUAAUCUUUUCUAUCAAUAUUGUAUCAACGUAUCUUUGCUUCCUAUCUUUUGCUCAGUAGAAUAUUUUGAUCAAUAUUCGAUCGAUCUAUCCUCGCUUUCCGAUCUAUCUUUGCUUACUAUCCUUUGCUCAGUAGAAUUUGAAGCUGUGAGUGAAAAUGUGGAAAUGGAAACACGGGAGAGCUUAGGAUGGAAGGUUUUUGAAAAGGAAUAGAUCCAGCGGUCCUUU
Rubroshorea leprosula is the source of this 1855-nucleotide messenger RNA. NCBI's taxonomy places the organism in Eukaryota, Viridiplantae, Streptophyta, Magnoliopsida, Malvales, Dipterocarpaceae. The record is from the annotation of a GenBank genome assembly.